AUGGAUACGGACGAAGAAACUGAAAAUUUGCCCGAAGAUCCUGAAAUCGAGAUUGAUAAUGAAGAAUUUGUAGAGGAACUAGAGGAAGAAGAAACUGAAAGCAUUUAUGAUCCCGAUGAUUUUAUUUCCGGAUCUAAAAUUAGCGAUGGAGGCAGUUUGAGCCUUGAUACUUUAGAGUUUGAGCAAUAUUUUAACUUGACGGUACUUGAUGAGAGUACUUUGGUAUUUUCUUCGGGGAAUUAUAUUAACUUUUUGGAUGUUGAAACCAAAGAAGUUAGCUUUAGGAGGAGCGCUCUAGGAGGCGGACUUGGUCAUAUACGAAAAAACAACAAUCCAGAAUAUCCAUACUUUGCUGUGGCAGAAAGUGGUAAUAAGCCAAUUAUAAUCCUCUACGUUUGGCCUACCCUGGAAAUUAUUUGUAUCCUACGAGGCGGAGCCGAAAAGAUCUACACAAACAUGGACUUUAAUCCUGACGGUGACUUAUUGGUAUCACAAAGCGGCGAACCCGAUUUUUUGAUCACCAUAUGGGACUGGCAACGUCACACCAUCCUUUUGAGGACGAAAUCGUACGUCAACGACGUUUACAAGGUGAAAUUUUCGCCGUACGUUGCCGGACAAUUGACCACCUGCGGUCUGGCUCACAUUAAAUUCUGGAAAAUGGCCUCGACUUUUACUGGUUUGAAGUUGAAAGGCGAACUUGGCCGGUUCGGUAAAACCGAGUAUUCGGAUAUCGUCGGGGUACUUCCUAUGCCCGAUGCCAAGGUUGUUUCCGGAUGUUCGUGGGGCAACAUCCUAGUCUGGGAUGACGGGCUCAUCACUUUCGAAGUGUUCAGAUCGCUAAGACGUAAAUGUCACGAAGCUCCCAUCAUGCAAUUCUACUACGUGGACGGCGAAUUGUGGACGAUAUCCAUGGACGGCCACGUUAAAGUGUGGUGGUUCGAAAAGAUCGAUCAGGCGGAUCCGCCGGAUGAUGAUAGAGUUAUUCUGGUUGAUCCCACCUACGAUUUUUAUACUCCGGGAGUGAAAUUAAUGUCGAUCGAGAAAAGGAAUCACGCCGAUGCCAGUGAUACUUUUUGGUAUGCUCAGGAUGGUAACGGCGGUAUAUGGUUGAUAGAUCUAAACACAGACGAAGAACCUAAAGCUUCGCAACAAUUGUACGUGUGUCACGGUGGUAAAGUGGUCGGAUUGGCUGCGUGCCCUUUCGGACCUUACAUCGCCACCCUGGGCGAAUUAGGCACAUUUUAUUUGUAUAACUACUUAAGCAAGAAGAGAGUUUUGGAACAUCGGUUUCCAGCUGGCGCCACCUUCCGAGUCUGUUGUCUACAAAUACGCGAACCUUUCGAAGCCGAACCCACAAACCUCGUUUUUUCCGUGCCUCAAGUUAUCAAACCGCACAACAAACCAAUCACCGUAAUGUCGGUGAACCGAGAAGGCACCCUAUUGGUCACUGCCGGUCAAGAUGCGACGAUUUUCAUUUUCAAAAUCACCAUCGAGAGCCACAAAGAUUUACUGGUACCCAUUGGUUUUUACCCUACAACAGACGUAGUGACCACGAUGACGUGGCACCAAGAAACCGAAAUUCUAUUGGGCUGCAUGCAAGGGCAACUGAUGCUGAUUCAGUUGCCCAGCGAUGAACAGCCCUACACCGGAGUAUCGUUUUUACUAGAACUAGAGCCAGUUUUGAAUCAUUUUCGUUCGUACAAGUCUCAAAUCAGGCGCGAUCAAAAAAUAGCGGAAAUCGAAAACAGGAAAGCGGAAAAGGUUGCCAGGAAGCGUAAGGAAAUGGAGAAAAUCAAAAAAGACAAUCCCGGCUUGGACAUUGACGAAGAAAUAUUUCUGGCCGAUUCCGAAAGCGAAGAGGAAUUGGAACCGUUGUUUUUUCCGGAAGUACCCAACAGGAUUAUUUGGUUGAAGUAUACCAAAGAAGAUACCAUUUGGUUGUCUAUGGCUGGAUUCGAUGCUGGCAUUAUUUACGAGUACAAUAUAAAUCAAAAGGACGAAGUACCUGUUAGAUUUCGCUGGUUAGAUGGGGCUGAAAGUAUGGAAGUGACAACAGUAAAAGAAAAAGGUAUUCUAACUUUCAUGGAUAGUAGUAAAAAAAGAAAGGAUGGGAAACACAUUUUGUUAAAGGAUGAAACCUCUGUAACUGUUCAUGAAAAAUGCAGAAAAAUCUACAAUAAGCAGUCCUACAUUGAUGCUGCACUAGCUGAGCAGUCUUCUAAACCUAGCGCCUCUAGGAGAUCGAAUCAACCGCUGUUUGAUUUCAAGGGACACUGUCUCUUUUGUGGAAAAGAUGCCUCCGAUCAAUUUAUAGAACGUCAAAAAAAAUUAAACCAAUCACGACGCGAAAAAGUUAAUGAAGUGACUCAACUGGAUUUUAAGCAAAAGGUUAUUGAUGCAGCUAAAACAACCAGGAAAAGUGAUGAAUGGAGUAACGCUGUAGUUUUUCGAAUUGAAAAUGAGAUUGAUCUUAUUGCAGCUGAAGGGAGAUCAACUAUUAUUGCCCCUAAUAAGAGUCAAGAUAAUGACAAAGUCAAUACCAAAAUUACAUCCAUCGCCCACGCAAUUAUUGCAGCUACGCGACCGAAAUCUUAUCGAUCAGCGUUACAAGUUGGCCUAGGGGCGCUUAUUCAUCGAAAAUAUGGCUCAAGGGAUCUCUUGGAGAUUGUUUCAGCGACAGGAUUUUGUUGCACAUACAAUGAAGUGCAACAUUAUGAAAUUUCAUGCUUGACACAACGAAAUGAAGAUAUAGUACCAUCAGAAUCGCUCACACAGUUUGUCUUUGACAAUGCUGACUUAAACAUUGACACAUUAGAUGGCACCAAUACUUUUCACGCAAUGGAAGGCAUCCAGUGCACUACACCUGAGCCUUCAAAAUCUGAAGGAACUAUUAUGGAGAGAGUAAAAAAAAUCCCUAAUGCAGGAACCUUGGGCGAAUUCGGAGCAAUGCCAAUCGUUGCUUUUCAAAGGAAAGCUAAGACAGGCCUUUACCAAAUCGGAAGUUCCAGUCUCGAAAGCAUUAUUGGAAGCAAUUUUGGUCAAGUGAAGUUCUCCAGAAAGAAAAGAGUGCUACCAAUGCGUGGCUUCACCAGCAGUGUCAAGUUGCAUGACGAAGUAGUGCCAGUUGACCUAUAUACCAUUUUCAGGAGAAUCUCAUUUCAUAAAAAAACCGAAUACGAACUCAAAAACUACUUUACAUAUGAAUUGGCUCCAUACCCACCAUCUUUAUUUGAUGAACAAGGAAUGAUGAGGAAGUCACGUAAAUCGGUUUUCUAUGAUUUGUUUAAUCCAGUGGAAACCCCGUCAAACAUCGGAAGUGCACUUUAUGUGAUCGACGGUGGCUUUCUACUUCACCGAGUACCGUGGGAGUUGAGGGAAAGAUUCUCGUCAAUACUUAACAAAUACGUGGAAUAUGUCAAAAAAUACUUUGGGUCACGAUCAAUCAUUGUAUUUGAUGGCUAUCCAGACGACCCUGGAGAAAAGAGCACAAAAUCUGCAGAACGCCUCAGAAGAAACAAGUUCAUGGCCGCAAAUGUUAAGUUUGACGAAUCCAUGUUAUUGACAAUAUCAAAAGAUAAAUUUCUUUCGAAUGAAGGAAACAAAAAACGAAUGAUCUCAAUGCUGAUCAAGAAAUUUUCAGAGGAAAAUAUCUCUGUCGAACAAGCUGCAGAGGAUGCCGAUAUAACCAUUGUCCGACGAGCUAUGGAAAAUGCUACACACUCUGAAUGUGUGGUUGUGGUAGGAGAAGACAUAGAUCUUUUGGUUAAUUUGUGGAAUGGUCAUGAUAUGGAUCCAGUUCAAUGGGGAUGGAAGAUAACUAAGCAUGGGCUGCUCCCAGUACCAUCGACAGCCGAACAAGCCCCGCAGGAGUUGCUUAAUAACACUGCCUGCAAAUGUUCCAAAUGUUCAAAGGGGUGCCGAAAUGCGUGUGGUUGUAGGAAACAAGGAAUGAAAUGUUCUCCAAUAUGCUAUAAUUGUAGAGGAGCGUCCUGCAGCAAUACACCAGAUGAAAUUAUUGACGACACAAACUUAAUGGACGACGAAGUGAAGCUAUCUGAUAAUGAUGACGAACUUGAUGAGCUUCCGGAUGACGAAGACCUUAAAGUGGACCAAUUGAUUCAGUCAGCUUCUACUUCCAAACGCAGCAAAUUCAAUUAA
Molecule: messenger RNA, 4158 nt
Organism: Ceutorhynchus assimilis (cabbage seed weevil)
Lineage: Eukaryota; Metazoa; Arthropoda; Insecta; Coleoptera; Curculionidae
Source: the annotation of a GenBank genome assembly